Molecule: messenger RNA, 1387 nt
Organism: Prosopis cineraria
Lineage: Eukaryota; Viridiplantae; Streptophyta; Magnoliopsida; Fabales; Fabaceae
Product: GDSL esterase/lipase At1g71250-like
Exons: 4
Coding region: 1-1221 (406 amino acids)
Molecular function (GO): hydrolase activity, acting on ester bonds
Source: RefSeq, a predicted model, not a curated record
AUGCCUGCGAUUAACUCCAUAAUCACAGGAACUUAUUCAAAUGAUUUCAGUGUCAUAGACGAGUUCUUGAAGCUUGAGCUGAAGAAGAGAACGCAAUUUGAGAGGGAAAAAGACAAAUAUAAACGAAAACGAAAAGAGAAUGAGAUGAGACAACCACCAUGGCCAGUUCGAGAAUUGGCUCGAAUAUCUCCGCAUUGUAUGUGUUGGGCGAUUCUUCCGUUGAUUGCGGAAACAACACUCUGUUCUAUCCUCUGCUUCAUGCUCGUUUCUCUCUCUAUUCUUGCGAUGGCUCCGAUGCUUCCCUUCUUCCUCAAUUACUUGAAUCUCUCUUCUGAAGAAAUCUUUCUUGCAGGGGAGAAAAUAGGAUUGCCAUUAAUCCGUCCGUUUUAUAGCCAAAAUGGGUCUCUGAAUGAGGUACUUAAGGGCCUCAACUUUGGAUCAACACAAGCAACAAUCAUGAGCAGAAGGGGCAGACAGAGCCACCAGUCUCUCACCCAACAACUCCGUCAAGUUUCUGAGACUUUACAGCUCUUGCAGCUGCAUCUUAGAGAGGACACUGCGCUUCAAUUCACGAAGUCUUCCAUCUUCAUCCUCUCGUUUGGCAAAGAAGAUUACACUGAUCUCCUCCUCGGUAACAUCUCCAGCAAAGUAUUCAAUUACAAUGUCCAUGACUUCGCCACCAUUUUAGUCAAUCAAAUGACAAAUGCAUUGAGGUAUCUUUAUGACAUAAAUGCAAGAAAGAUCAUAUGCUUGGGAAUAGUUCCUUUGGGAUUCACCCCACGUGUGGCCUGGAUUUGCAAUCGGGCAUCAUCAGCAGGAGAUGAUCAUGGUAAGAGUUGCGUGGAUCAAGCCAAUAAGUUGGUCUUAGAAUACAAUAAAUUGCUUGCUAAGCAUAUCGAGGAGCUUAAUAAGGAGUUCACUGAUGCCCAUAUCGUGUUCUGUGAUGUAUAUGAAGGACUAAUGGAGAUCAUGAAAAAGGGAAAUCUUUAUGGUUUUGAUGACACAAAAAGUGCAUGUUGUGGGCUUGGUUUGUACAAUGCUACAGUUGGCUGCAUCUCCAUGGACACAGCCUGUGAUCAAGCUUCAAGCCAUGUUUGGUGGGACUUACUCAACCCCACUUACGCAGUGAACUCCAUUCUAGCUAAUGCAGCCUGGUCUGGCCAUCCCUUCUCUGGCCUUUGCCACCCUCUCACCAUCCAUGAACUAGUCACCAAAGCCUAAGCACCUUGCUUGAGAAAAAUCAGAGCUUAUUCAUUUCCUUUUUCCUAAUGUAAAUGUAAAUUUUGUACAAUUAGCUCUUAUCCCCCCGCCCCACUUUAAAUAACAUUAAAACUUCUGUUGCAGUUUGUUACGUGUAUGUAGCUUUUAUGUUGCUAAACUUGCUUUC